AUGGAAUACGAGGAGGAUUUUGAUGUUCCACCAGAGCGUGAUCCAUAUACGCAUGCCCAGGAUGUAGAGGAGGCUAUUGAGUCUCACAUCAAGGCUGGAAGAUCCGGACCGCAUGAAUGGUUCACACUUGUAAACUUCAGAAAAAAAGAUCAAGAACGUUGGAACAUGGGACUAACAAUUCCUAGCCCAAACCAAAGAGAAGACGACCCUCGUGUCUACGAGGGAUUUGAAGAUCCAAAACCGUGGCGUGUGGUCAAUCAUUACCGAUACACCAGUCGUCCUCUUAAGCCACAUUCAAUUAUGUCGUGUCUCGCUCAAAUUUGGCCUGAUAGAAAUCAGAGCCUCACUACCCACGAGUUGAGAGCCAUCGUUAACAUGAUGCUUCUUCGAGUGAAUCACAAACCGUUUCGCAGAUGCCAUAUCCAUCCAAUUUUGGUUCUCUCUUAUAUGGGUGGUCAUCACGGCAGAAUCAUUCAGGCUUCGUAUGAUGGAAAGGGACUGAUUCUACAAUAUUCGCAACUAUGGAGCUUUGCGGAUAUUAAAACGGCACCGGUGGAAUUGUUCGUCCGAUAUCGUUUAAGCAAGCCAGUUGGUGCUAUUCGCACGUUGUCCCUUGAAUAG
Messenger RNA from Penicillium psychrosexuale, 621 nucleotides. RefSeq lists its product as uncharacterized. Bases 1 to 621 code for a protein of 206 amino acids. The record is from RefSeq and is a predicted model, not a curated record. NCBI's taxonomy places the organism in Eukaryota, Fungi, Ascomycota, Eurotiomycetes, Eurotiales, Aspergillaceae. The transcript is spliced from 3 exons.